GGGAAGGAGCUGGUGGAUUAUAUUGCCAAAUACCUCAGCACGCUGAGAGAACGCCGUGUUUACCCUGAUGUUAAACCCGGCUACAUGAGAGCCCUCCUCCCAGACACAGCCCCACAAGAUGGCGAGAGUUGGAGCAGCAUCUUUGAGGACAUUGAAAGGAUCAUCAUGCCUGGGGUAGUUCACUGGCAGAGCCCUCACAUGCACGCCUACUUCCCUGCGCUAACGUCAUGGCCAUCUUUACUUGGGGACAUGUUGGCAGAUGGUAUUAACUGUUUAGGAUUCACUUGGGCCUCGAGCCCAGCUUGCACAGAGCUGGAGAUGAAUGUGCUGGAUUGGUUGGCUGCAAUGCUAGGGCUUCCCGAUCAUUUCUUGCACCAUCAUCCGGAUAGUCAGGGAGGAGGUGUUCUCCAGAGUACGACCAGUGAGGCCACAUUAAUCGCCCUGUUGGUCGCGAGGAAAGCCAAGAUCAUGGAGAUGCAAUCGACCUUACCCAAAUUCGAUCACUCAGUCCUCAACUCCCGUCUGAUUGCAUACGCCUCUGACCAGGCUCAUUCCUCUGUGGAGAAAGCCGGACUGAUCACUUUCGUUAAAAUUCGGUUCCUCAAGACUGAUGAGGAUUGGUCCCUUCGAGGUGAGACUCUGAAGCAAGCAUUGGAAGAAGAUAGAAGAUUAGGACUUGUUCCAUUCUUUGUUUGUGCCACACUCGGUACGACUGCUGUUUGUGCCUUUGACUGUUUGAGUGAACUGGGACCUAUUUGUGCCAGGGAGGAACUGUGGCUUCACAUUGAUGCAGCAUAUGCAGGAUCUGCCUUCCUGUGUCCUGAAUUUCGGAAUUUCCUGCAGGGUAUUGAAUAUGCAGAUUCCUUCGUCUUUAACCCCUCCAAGUGGAUGAUGGUUCACUUUGACUGCACAGUGUUUUGGGUGAAAGACAAGUGGAAACUACAGGAAACCUUCAGUGUAAACCCUGUGUAUCUCCGACAUGCCAACUCUGGAGCAACUACAGACUUCAUGCACUGGCAAAUCCCUUUGAGCCGUAGAUUCAGAUCUUUAAAGCUCUGGUUUGUUAUUCGCUCUUUUGGCGUGAAGAAACUCCAGGAGCAUAUCAGACAUGGCACGAAGAUGGCCAAAUAUUUUGAGACCUUAGUUCGAAGGGAUUCCAAUUUUGAAGUCCCAGCAAAAAGGCACCUUGGACUGGUGACUUUCCGUCUGAAGGGACCAAACAGACUGACAGAAGAGCUUCUGACAGAACUCAACCAGUCAGGGACCAUGUACCUGGUGCCUGCUACCAUUUCCAACAGGUUCAUUAUUCGAUUCACUGUCACCUCCCCAAUGACAAUCAAAGAUGACAUCCUGCAAGAUUGGAACAUAAUCCAGCAAAAUGCAAUCAGAGUCCUAGCGAAUCACUCCAAACCUCAGAAUGGCUCCUUGAGCAUUAGACGGGAAAGUGAUCCACAGGAAGUCCAGUCAAGGUGUAAGAAUGCUGAUAUAGUUCUGGUUUCUGGUAACAAUCUCUCUGAACAUCGUCAAACCCCACAGCGUUUACCAGCUGAAUCCAUGCUUACUCACAGACUCCCAAGAAGUGAGCUUGGUAUUCAACAGCAUAUUUUACACUCUGAAGAUCUAGUGGAUCCUUUUGAAGACACAUUCAAUGUGGAAGUUUUGGAACCCAGAUCUAAACCCAUCUCUUCCUCAAUGCUGUGGGGUCAUCUUGCAAUCCCAGAGAAACACGAAGCUCACAAUUCAAUGAGCUGCAAUCCUGAACUCAUUUCUGACAUUGAGAUGUGAAAGCCCUGUGGCAGUGGAGGAAGAGAAAUCAGUCAGCUCUCAAAUCCUAGAAAAGUGAUACUGAGAAAUAAGAUCUAGAAAAAGUCUGCCCAAACUUUGCAGCAUCGAAGAGUUCACUGCUUUGCUGCUACUUGUAGUUCAUUCUGUUGUGUCUUUGUUCCCUCAUCUUGUAGCCUAUACUGAUUUGAUCAUUUCUCUCAAUCAGAGGAAAAGCACAGAAUUAUUGAGCUCUGAUCUCUGUCCAUUCCAUAAUCAGCUUUUAAUUAACUGAUUCUAAUUUUUCCCCAGUGCUGUAACCUUUAGUUAAUAAAUAAAAACACUGCACUUA
Messenger RNA from Rhincodon typus (whale shark), 2113 nucleotides. RefSeq names its product histidine decarboxylase (gene hdc). The record is from RefSeq and is a predicted model, not a curated record. Gene Ontology annotation, biological process: L-histidine catabolic process; histamine biosynthetic process. The coding region runs from base 85 to 1785 and encodes 566 amino acids. The transcript has 11 exons. NCBI's taxonomy places the organism in Eukaryota, Metazoa, Chordata, Chondrichthyes, Orectolobiformes, Rhincodontidae. Gene Ontology annotation, molecular function: pyridoxal phosphate binding; histidine decarboxylase activity.